AUGAACAUGAACGCCAUGAUAAGUUUAAAGCGAGAAGAAGCGAAGAACUCCCAAAAUGUAAACGUAAAUGUGGAGCCUAAAACCUCAGUAUAUCUUUCAACCGACCGUAUGCCAUUAAGUGAAUCCGUUAAGUCUCGAGAUAUUGAAAUAUUACCACCACCACCUGAAUAUCCUGAAGUUAAUGAAGACGGAAAAGAUAAAACAUUUUAUGAGCAACAAAUAAAGAAGCUUCAAUGUGAAAUCGAGGUGCUAAACACAAUGUUGGAGAUGUUAAAAGAUAAUCCAAUAUAUAUUAAUAAAUUAGUAUUAGUCGAUGAUGUGGUAUUAAUGAAAUUUGUUAAAUUACUCACUGAUGCUGAGGAUGUACAGCUGGACGAUGAAGAUUUAGGCAGCGGUUGCAUUACUAAAAAUAAAUAUCGCAGGGUUAAUGCUAUAUAUGUUAUCAAGAAUGGAGAGACUAAAAAUGUUAAAUAUGAUUACCCAGAAGUUAUGAAAAGAUUAAAGGAAGUAGGGGUAAAUGUUAAAAUAGUUUGGUAA
Messenger RNA from Trichomonas vaginalis G3, 537 nucleotides. Its product is annotated as protein of unknown function, DUF4106 family. The transcript has a single exon. The record is from RefSeq and is a predicted model, not a curated record. The coding region runs from base 1 to 537 and encodes 178 amino acids. Lineage: Eukaryota; Parabasalia; Trichomonadida; Trichomonadidae.